AUGGUAGUUGUCGACAUCGGUCCCCGUGCCCUUCUUUCGAUCGCCGAUUACGACCAUGCGUGGACAGGCAUCUACGUUUGGGAAUACAUCACAUCGCUGUCGUAUGACUGGGGAUAUCUCACGGAACGCAAGCAGCGUCGUUGGACGACAUGGAUAUACCUAUCGUGUCGCUCUAUGACUGCUAUAUCUCUGUUCCUAUUCCUUGCCUAUGUUGAUAUUCGUACCGGACAAUCUUUUCAUUGUUCACCUCUAUAUGCCUGCAUGCUGGCCUGCUGCUACAUAUCUUUCCAAUUGUCUACGCUUCCGGUGGUCCUGAGGAUCUUAGUCGUCUGGGCCCAUUGGCCCCCAAUCGUCAUCUUUGCAGUGGCAGGUUGGACGAGCAACCUUGCCAUCAUGCUUUGGAGCAUCGUUGGGGCAUCCGCGUCUUGGGUCCAGAUAAGCGAUGACGGCGGUACCGGUGGGCAAUGUCUGUCCCCUUACGACGCUCGUAACAAUCGUGUGCUCGAGAUCGUCACUUUCGGUGUCGACACCGCUCUUGUGCUCUGCAUGAUCAUUGGACUCCAGUACAAAGAGGCUAGAGGUCCUUCCACUACCCUGUGGAACAUAUUACAUCGUCAGGCAUUCAUAUGGUUGGGUGUGAUAUUGCUGGCUGAGGUCCCGGCUGUCGUACUCACGUUCGUCGACUUGAGAGAUCUGUUGCGCGAGUUGCAUCUCCUCCCGAAGCUGACAAUUAUAACUAUCAGCAGCAGCAGGAUGUACCGUUCUCUGAACUCCUACCUUGUAGAACGGACCGGCAGCAGCCAUCGACCGACUCACGCGGGCAUGGAGAACACAAUCGCUCUUGAAGCGAUGGGCAAUACCUGCAAAAGAGCCCAACCUCUUGUCGUCAAUGUACACACCGAACAAAUCCAGUACACGUCGGACGCGGAUGAAGCCACGCAGGAGGCAAGCAGGCGUGCAUUGAGGCAUAGGAAUCGUUAUUACUCGCGCCACAAGGCCGCAUCUCUUAGCGCCCGAGACAUACAGUUUCUAUGA
This is a messenger RNA of Peniophora sp. CBMAI 1063, 1035 nucleotides long. The record is from the annotation of a GenBank genome assembly. NCBI's taxonomy places the organism in Eukaryota, Fungi, Basidiomycota, Agaricomycetes, Russulales, Peniophoraceae.